Molecule: messenger RNA, 1138 nt
Organism: Teleopsis dalmanni
Lineage: Eukaryota; Metazoa; Arthropoda; Insecta; Diptera; Diopsidae
Product: transcription termination factor 4, mitochondrial
Exons: 2
Coding region: 72-938 (288 amino acids)
Biological process (GO): regulation of DNA-templated transcription
Molecular function (GO): double-stranded DNA binding
Source: RefSeq, a predicted model, not a curated record
UAAGUGUCAGCUGUUACAACCGCCAGCUAAUGCUAUACAUAUUUCAAUAGUAAAUAUUUGUCUUGAACAAAAUGUUACAAACUUAUUUUACAAAAUUAUUAAAAUGCAGACAAAUUGCAAGAGUGCAAAAUUUUCCGAAUUUGAGGUACAUGCAUGCAGCAGCUACAGAAAACUCUUCAAAGUUUGAUAGUUUCUCACUUGAACAAACGCACAUUGAUGAAGCCAUUAAAUUAUCACCAAUACUGAGUUCAGCACCUAUAGAAAUCUGGCGACGAUCACAUGAAACAUUUGUUAAUCAUGGAAUAAAUACGACAGGCUUUCUUAGGAUUGUAACUGGAAACCCAUCGGUAUUAACACGCUCACCACAAAAAAUUAUUGAGAGCAUCGAACGCUGGCGUGGUUGCCAGUUCGGCGAAAAACUACUCCACUUGCUUAUAACUAAAUAUCCAGAAUUGCUGAACGUUAACGAUUGGAGUCAAAUAGCUGUAACUGUCGCAGUUUUAAAAGAACUUUUUGGAAACUCUAAAAAUAUAUGGAAAAUACUUAUGAACUCUCCAGAUUUGUUACACCAGAAUGCGGAAACAAUAAGACAAAAGUUUGAUUAUAUUAAAGAUAUUAUGCGUAUUGAAAUUCCUGAAAUUAUAAAAUCACAGGCUUUGUCACAAACAUACGCUGAAAUUAAAUGUCGCCAUAUUUUUCUAGUACGAUUAGGUUUAUUUAUACCACGUCCACCUAAAGCUGAUCCCAAUAUCCCAACGAAAAAUCAUCGUUUAUAUAAAAUAAUGGAUACGUCAGAGAAAACAUUUGCUACAAAAAUAUGCCAUGUUACAUUAGUGGAGUAUGAAACCUUUAAGGAACUGUUUGCCCGUGAACAAAAGCGGAAACAAAAUGCUGACGAUGAAGAAGAAAAUGAAUUGAAUUUAUAUAAAAAAAAAUAGUUUUAUUUUUAACUGAGAUUAAUUCAUUACAAUAAAUUAAUAUAUUUUUAAAUAUAUGUAUAUAUUUGUAGUAUGAAAUGCUUAUUUAAAAUAAUAUGUGUGAAUUUAUUUAAGUAUAUAUUUGUAUUUAUUACUACUUUCUACAUUAUAAAUUAAAUUGUUUAUAUUUUUUUUAAGUACAGUAAAUAUAAAUUAAAAAA